Molecule: messenger RNA, 2115 nt
Organism: Arabis nemorensis
Lineage: Eukaryota; Viridiplantae; Streptophyta; Magnoliopsida; Brassicales; Brassicaceae
Source: the annotation of a GenBank genome assembly
AUGGUGAGGAAGCACGGUUGGCAACUCCCAGCUCACACACUUCAGGUGAUUGCGAUUACGGUGUUCUGUUUGUUGGUGGUGGCUUACUAUGCUUUCUUCGCUCCUUUUGUCGGAGGCCGGAUUUGGGAGUACGUUUUGGUCGGUGUUUACUCUCCGGUGGCUAUUCUUGUUUUCGUUCUGUAUGUUCGGUGUACUGCAAUCAAUCCUGCGGAUCCAAGAAUCAUGUCAAUAUUUGAUACAGGCAUAGACAGAGCUGAUAUGGAUCAUGCAUUAUCGGCUAAGGAUAUCUCCAGGAAUUUUGAUGAAACUGGGAGUCAGUUGCAGUCUUCUCCAUCAGUUGUCAGCAGGAGUUCUACCUUAGCACCAAACUCUAGUGUGAAAGGUUCUGUAGGAGAUGCUCAAAGAAUUGACACUCAGCCUAAAAAAUAUUGCUAUAAUCCUCUGGCUAUCUUCUGCUGCGUGUUUGUUCUUGAAGACUGCCGAAAACAGGAAGAGACGGCUGAACAACAAGGAAACAGCGAAGAGGCUCUGUUUUGCACAUUGUGCAAUUCUGAGGUACGCAAGUUCAGCAAGCAUUGUCGGAGUUGUGAUAAAUGUGUUGAUGGUUUUGAUCACCAUUGCAAGUGGCUUAACAAUUGCGUUGGUCGUAAAAACUACAUAACUUUCAUCUCUCUGAUGACUGCCAGUCUUCUCUGGCUCGUUAUUGAAGCAGCAGUUGGAAUUACAGUUAUAGUGCGUGUAUUUGUUAAUAAGAAGAGCAUGGAAACCGAAAUUGUCAAUAGACUUGGAAAUUGUUUCUCUCGUGCACCGCUUGCAGCAGUUGUUGGUCUUUGCACUGCUGUUACCAUUUUAGCAUGUUUUCCACUUGGUGAACUUCUCUUUUUCCACAUGCUCCUCAUUAAAAAGGGGAUAACAACAUAUGAGUAUGUUGUGGCGAUGAGAGCCAUGAGUGAGGCUCCAGCUGGAGCAUCUGUUGAUGAGGAAAUUCAGGAUGUGCUCUAUUCUCCCACCGGGUCCACCACAACCGGCUUUAGUGGUGGAAGCUCUCUCGGUCUACCAUACAAGGGGGUCUGGUGCACGCCACCUAGAGUGUUUGUUGAUAAUCAGGAUGAAGUCAUUCCCCAUUUAGACCCUCACACGAUCCCGUCGACUGUAGAUCCAGAUGCAGCAGAGAGAGGCAUCAAGGCUCCAAGAAGACCCAUCAAACGUAGUGCAUGGAAGCUCGCCAAAUUGGAUGCUACUGAAGCUGCAAGGGCAGCUGCCAGAGCCAGGGCAUCCUCAUCUGUCCUAAGACCGAUAGACAAUCGCCAUUUGCCUGAUCAUGAACUUAGUUCCAGUGGCACAGCUAGUAUCAUCAGUAGUGUAAGCACAGAUGCGAAUGUGGCAACAAGAAAAGAGAUACAGAACAAUGAUCCAAGGUCAUCUCUAUCUAGAAAGUCGUUUGCUCCAAGCCAAGGUAGCCGGGAUGAGUAUGACACAGGGAGCCAUUGUUUGAGCAAUUUUAGCAGUUCAGGCGAUGUUCACGAGUCUGUCACACUUGCUCCUCUCCCUCAGAAUCCUACGUUAAGUGGCCAUCGCUUCCCUGGAACAACUCAUCACAUGCACUCGACGUUUGAUGAAAAAGUGCUGCAUAGAGGAAACGACACUGAUCCACUGUUUAACUCUGCACCCGCAACUUCUCUUCUGAGAGAUGUGAGGAAGACGUCAGUUGUUUGGGAUCCAGAAGCUGGGAGAUAUGUAUCAGCUCCUGUAACAACAACAUCUGACGUACGCAACAGAUUAACCUCUCAGAACCUGCCAAAUUCAAGACUCAUUGUUCCACCGCAAGAUUCUUCUUUUGGAUCAUCAGCACUAAGGGCUCCUCUCCCUCUGCACGAAGCCGAGAGAAGACUGACAUAUACAGGUGACUCUAUCUUCUUUGGAGGACCUCUGAUUAAUAUMCCAACUAGAGAUAACCCGCGCGAAAGGAGCUCGGUAAGGGAAGGACAAGAAAGAUUGGCAUCAACACUUCACCGAGAUGCAAGAUUCAGAAGGGAUUCAACCUCAAACCAGCUUCCGGUGUUUACCCCUGGAGGUCACGGGACAAACUCGCAACCUGGUUCUACCAUCAAGUAG